Numida meleagris (helmeted guineafowl) is the source of this 2633-nucleotide messenger RNA. RefSeq names its product collagenase 3-like. Gene Ontology annotation, biological process: extracellular matrix organization; collagen catabolic process; proteolysis. The record is from RefSeq and is a predicted model, not a curated record. The transcript has 10 exons. Bases 335 to 1750 code for a protein of 471 amino acids. Gene Ontology annotation, molecular function: metalloendopeptidase activity; zinc ion binding. Lineage: Eukaryota; Metazoa; Chordata; Aves; Galliformes; Numididae. Gene Ontology annotation, cellular component: extracellular matrix.
UACUCUAGCAGAGAGGAGAAAUAAGCCAGUGUAAGUUGUUGCAAAAUAAUCAAAAAGUGCCAUUUUCUUCUCCUGAUUUCUUCCCACAACCUCUGUAAAUAUUCUGAGACUGUGUUUAUAUGAAGAUGCAGUUUCAGAGACCUCAGUGGAACAACAGAUGCCUAAACCACAGUGCUGGGGAGGAAAGAAAAAGUGGCCAUCUAAGCAUAUUUACUUUCAGUGACAAGGAAGUUCUAACUUGUCCCUAAGUGGUGACUCAUCGGGGCAGGGCUAUAAAUGUAAAGGUAACUGCUCUCUAACACAUCAGGGCUUCAGACUUCACAAAUCCAACAUAAUGCAGUCAAGACUUUCAGCUGUCUUCUUCUUCUUGCUGGGUUUGUCAUUUUGUCUGACAGUGCCUGUUCCUCUUGAUGAUAGCCAUGAAUUCACGGAGGAAGACCUCCAGUUUGCAGAGCGCUAUCUCAGGACUCACUAUGAUCUCCGUCCAAAUCCCACUGGCAUUAUGAAGAAGAGUGCCAACACAAUGGCCUCUAAACUUCGAGAAAUGCAAGCUUUUUUUGGUUUAGAGGUGACAGGAAAAUUAGAUGAAGAAACAUAUGAAGUCAUGCAGAAACCAAGAUGUGGUGUCCCAGAUGUGGGGGAAUAUAACUUUUUCCCUCGAAAACUCAAAUGGUCAAAAACUAAUUUAACAUACAGAAUUAUGAAUUACACUUCAGAUCUGAGACGUGCUGAAGUAGAGAGAGCUUUCAAAAAAGCAUUCAAGGUUUGGUCUGAUGUGACACCCCUUAACUUCACCAGAAUACGAAGUGGCACAGCUGAUAUCAUGAUCUCCUUUGGCACUAAAGAACAUGGUGACUUUUACCCCUUCGAUGGACCCUCUGGAUUACUGGCUCAUGCCUUUCCUCCUGGUCCAGACUAUGGAGGAGAUGCCCAUUUUGAUGAUGAUGAAACUUGGUCAGAUGACUCUAGAGGGUAUAACUUGUUUCUUGUUGCUGCUCAUGAAUUUGGCCAUUCGCUGGGACUUGAACACUCAAGAGACCCUGGAGCACUGAUGUUCCCAAUUUACACAUAUACUGGAAAAUCUGGUUUUGUGCUUCCUGAUGAUGAUGUGCAAGGGAUCCAAGAGCUCUAUGGUGCUGGAGACAGAGAUCCCAACCCAAAACAUCCCAAAACACCAGAAAAAUGUGCUGCAGAUUUAUCAAUUGAUGCCAUAACGAAACUUCGUGGAGAAAUGCUGGUCUUCAAGGACAGGUUUUUCUGGCGACUGCAUCCUCAGAUGGUUGAAGCAGAACUUGUUUUAAUUAAAUCCUUUUGGCCAGAGCUUCCAAACAAAAUAGAUGCAGCUUAUGAAAAUCCCAUUAAAGAUCUUGUCUUCAUGUUUAAAGGAAAGAAAGUUUGGGCUAUGAAUGGCUAUGACAUAGUUGAAGGCUUUCCUAAAAAGAUAUAUGAAAUGGGAUUCCCAAAAGAAAUGAAAAGAAUAGAUGCAGUGGUCCAUAUUGAUGACACUGGCAAGACUCUCUUUUUCACAGGAAAUAAGUACUGGAGCUAUGAUGAAGAUACAGAGGUUAUGGAUACAGGCUACCCCAGGUUCAUAGAAGAUGAAUUCGCAGGAAUUGGUGAUAGAGUGGAUGCAGUCUACCAAAGAAAUGGUUACCUCUACUUCUUCAAUGGACCACUGCAGUUUGAAUACAGCAUCUGGAGCAAAAGAAUUGUCCGCAUCCUGCAUACUAACUCCUUAUUUUGGUGCUAACUACAGAUGAGUACCAUGUUACAAGCUGCAGAGCAGCUUCUAGUACAUGGAAAUAAUAAUAUGGGCAUACAAAUUUAUUAGAGGAAAGCAGAGUUCUGUGAACAAGCACUGGCAACCUACAACCAAAUUUAUACUUGUAUACUGUAUAUAUGGAACUAUACAGCUGUAUGUCAGUCUGGAACUGCAUUAAAUUAAUUGGAAAGCAGAAAGGAAAUGGUAAGCAUUUCAAGGGGCAUUACACUAUUCAAAGUUUGUCUAGCAUUAAAGUGAGGUGAUGGAUACAUUCUGCGUGAUCAUAAGCAUGACUAAGUCCCAGCAAUCUGUGCAUAUCUAGCAUCUUUUUAGAACUGUGUAGUAUUUCUGAAGAAAUAGAGCUGAUACUCUCUGGAGUGUUUUAUUUUAAAACUAAUCCUUCAGUUCUUUGCAAAAUUAUUUCUAAAGUACUGGGGAUUCAGACCUGUAAGGAACAAGUCAGGACUGCAUGGUGAUGCCCUGAGCAGGAUAACACUGGGCUGCAACACUGAAGUUAUGGAAUAACUCAAAGUUAUUUGAAUGUAUCCCCCCCAUCUGAAUGGGAACGUCUUCCUAGAGAGAGAUGUCCAUGUCAUAUGUGGAAGAAGCUGAAUGCGUAGAGGCAGCGAGGCAGCAUCUCAAAGCAGACAGAAAAGCUGGAAAAAGGAAUAGUAUUCUCUGCAGAAAUCAUCAGUUUGUAUGACAGUGGGGAAGCCAGAAAGCAGCAAUACCAAGGGAAUCACACAGGUUAAAACCUUUCGUGAACCUGCGUCUGGCAAUUUUGUUUUGUUUUCAAUCACUGAAAAUGAUGUGGGACUGUGAUUAUUUCUCAGUUUAAAAAAGUAGUAUUAAAUAAACUGGAGGAAUGAAA